Messenger RNA from Malaya genurostris, 3375 nucleotides. It is a transcript of the gene DIP-beta, whose product is annotated as lachesin. Bases 720 to 2528 code for a protein of 602 amino acids. The record is from RefSeq and is a predicted model, not a curated record. The transcript has 12 exons. NCBI's taxonomy places the organism in Eukaryota, Metazoa, Arthropoda, Insecta, Diptera, Culicidae. Gene Ontology annotation, cellular component: neuron projection.
CAUCAGCUGUGUCGUUGGUCGGAUGUGCAAAAUCGUUGUGGAAUACGUGCGCGAAAGUACUAGGAACAAUUUUUGAGGUUACAUUGGACAUAAGUCAUCUGUGUUAUCUGAGUUUGACAAUCGAGCGGAUAGUGGAGAUGUUUCGGUAUUAAGCCGUAUGUGCACCUCUAGCAAAAGGAACCAGCUGCAUUGAUGAUCUUGAGCUUAAGGCAAAUGACGAGAUGUGGAAUUGAAUUGAAAUCAGCAUGCGUUAAUGUGUUAAUGUAUUUAUUGAUUGGACGAGUGACGGUUUGAAAGUUUGCCUCAAUGAGUGUUCAUGCCUUCACAUAUUACCCGAAUUGAUCAAAUAUUUCUUAGUGAAUUGUCAAGUGUCUCAUAAUGAUUUGAAGUGGUGUGUGUAUGAAAUGAUUCAGAUUGAUUCUUGCCCGACGGCCGCCGCUGUUUAAUCGAGAAGAAUUCGUAAUUGAUGUAUAACUGAGAAGAUUUCUGAUUAUACUCUCAAGCAGAAUUCAUCCGACCUCAGUUCCGGAAAAAUCGUGCCAAACCUACGGGACCUGAAACCAACUAGAGUAGAGCACUAGAGACACAUAGUGGCAGAAAUUCUACUUCAGCACUGGGUUUGCGACAGAUAUCAGAAAAAAAGCACAUCCCACAUUCUUCUGCCAACUAGCGUAAGCCGGUCGGGAGAGAAAAUGUAAAAUAAUGCAAAAACAGUCAAGAUGACGAUAAAACUUCACGAGUGCAAACAUAAACAUCAUCAUAAACAUCAUCACAGUGACAGCAGUCGUAGAAUUAAUUUCCCUCCCAGUACAGUGGUUGACAGUGGUGCCGUGUGGCGGGUGAAACCGGAAAAGGUGGUAACUAGUGCAGAUUAUGACGAUGGUGAAGGUGAGCUAGCGAAAUGUGACGCAGCCUCGAAGCUGCUGGAAGCCGUGCCCCAAGCAGAUUUCCCUUUUUCUGUACGGGACGGGAUUGCAACGGGCACUAGUGGUUCCAACCCAUGUAACUGUGAAGGUCAAUCACUAACAGUACGGUCACGACGGGAACAACAGUGCCACAUCCAUCAGCAGAACAGCAGUUGUAGCCAUCCAAUUAGUUUUAGUAUAAAGUUCUUUCGUUCACAAUUACUACAAACUGUGGUCGUGUUGUACAUAGCACUUGUAGUAAUUAUAGCAAAUGCAGUGGCAGCAUUUGAGCCUGAUUUUGUAUACCCACUGGAAAAUGUUACGGUAGCAAAAGGACGUGACGCCACGUUUACGUGCGUCGUGAAUAACCUUGGUGGUUAUAGGGUGAGUGGGGAGGCAACUCCUGCCAGGGUAGCGUGGAUAAAGGCGGAUGCGAAAGCGAUCCUGGCAAUCCAUGAGCAUGUGAUCACCAAUAACGGACGACUAUCGGUGACACACAAUGACUACAACACCUGGACACUGGUGAUACGAAAUGUCAAGAUGGAAGACCGGGGGUUGUACAUGUGCCAGGUCAAUACCGAUCCGAUGAAAAUGCAGACUGCAUUUCUAGAGGUUGUGAUCCCACCGGAUGUCAUCUACGAAGAGACAUCCGGGGAUAUGAUGGUUCCAGAGGGCGGCUCGGCCAAAUUAGUGUGCAAAGCACGUGGCUAUCCGAAACCGAAGAUCAUCUGGCGAAGAGAGGAUGGGCGAGAGAUAAUCGCACGUAACGGCACUCAUGGGAAGAUGAAAGCCACAAUCGUGGAAGGUGAGAUGCUAUCGCUUACAAAGGUGACACGCUCGGAAAUGGGUGCGUACAUGUGCAUCGCGUCAAACGGUGUUCCGCCAUCCGUUAGUAAGCGGAUGAAACUGCAAGUACAUUUUCAUCCUUUGAUACAGGUGCCGAAUCAGCUUGUUGGAGCCCCAUUAGGAACCGAUGUCACGGUAAUUUGCAACGUUGAAGCAUCACCGAAGGCAAUUAACUACUGGCAACGGGAAAACGGUGAGAUGAUAAUCUCUAACGAUCGUUACUCGAUGAAUGAAAAUGAAAGCUCAAUGUACGCAGUUCAGAUGACUCUCGUUAUACGGAAGUUGCACAAAGCCGAUAUGGGAGGUUACAAAUGCAUAUCGAAGAACAGUAUCGGUGAUGCCGAGGGUACGAUUCGAUUGUACGAGAUGGAGCUUCAGAAAAAAACCAAAUCGGCACAUAGACUGAACAGCGUUGAGGAUUCUUCUGUUAAUGAUGAAAUCAACUCUACGCCAAACAUUGACCUACCCGAGGAGAAUAAUAAAAUCCAUAAGAACGGACGUCUGUACAAGGGUCUGCAAGGUACGGAGCAUGAUCUGAUGAGUUCUUCUGGUGCAGCUGGAUCCAUUGUUAUUGGCGGAACUCACCCCUGCCUGCUUAAUCAAUCAUCGUGGUCCGGCGGGAUGAAGCUCCUAAUUGUCCUGCUGCUGCACCUACGCCGAGUGCUAAUUCGGCUACUGCUGCGAAUCUUGAAAACGGUACAACAUACGAACUGUUGGCACCGAUGCUGCAGUGCCAUCAUCCGUUUGUCGACGGUACUGUUUAACUCAUCGUUGUGAUUGCCGCUGUUAACCCUGCUGAUUGGUGUGCGUAUGAGCUAUGUGUAGACCUGUUAGUUGUGUAAAUACCAUGGACUGUGUGCACAAGUUCUUUCCAUCUGCGACAGAAAUUGUUAUCAUUAAUAAAUUGAGAUAUCCCGGUGAGACUGCUCAUCACUAUCCAACCCAAUGUGCGAGGAACUUGCGACUGUUUUCCACAACUCUUCCGCUAGCUGCUUCUACACGCUGGCUCAAUCAUAACAUGGUCAAAGAAAUAAAUAACUGUAUAUUUUAAAAGUAUGUGCCAAACAAAUAUUUCAAAUAGGUGAACAGGUGAAGACAGUAUCGUUAAAAACCAUACACACACGUUCAUACAAACUAUAUUCAUAUUCAGUACGAAUAUUAAACCGCAUCAUUUUAUGAAGUAUUAUGAAUGAAAAAUAUGAGAGUGUAUGACAUAUUAUAAAAAAGUUUUUAUUAAGAAUAAAAAUGUGGCGCUUAUUGUUACGACGUAAAGAGAUAGUAAUUAUAACAUAUUUCAUGUCAAAGGCACAUAUUUCAACAUCUGUUGAAACAAUGCUGAACAAUGGUAGAUAAACAACAUAAAUAAAUGCAACCAUAAAAAUUUAGCCAAUUGACGGAAAAAGUAUAUUCCCGCUAGAAAAAAGAAUUACUAUACCAUUGUUUAAAAUGAUUCGGCAACGAAGAACACCUACAAUUGAAAUGCAAAUGUGUUAUAAAACACAAUGAAAUUGUAAUACAACUGUAUCUGCGAUUACAAAUUAUGUAAAUACGAAUAUCUGUAAGAUCGUCAUGAUACACUAGAACCGACAACAAAUAACAUGAAAUAAACGAUUUGAAAAGUUAA